AUGGAAACAUAUUAUGGCGUGGUGAGAAGCCCCGCCGACGCCAUCAAGCUCUUUGAGGCCUGCAGGCUUGGCCACCUCCCUCGCGUCCAGCGCAGAUUAUCCGAAAAGGAGCGGCAGGCCAUUAGGUCGGGCUCGGUAUUCGUCUGGGACGAAAGGGAGGCAGGCAUGCGGAGAUGGACUGACGGGAAAUCAUGGAGUGCUAGCCGUGUUUCUGGAAGCUUUUUAACGUAUCGCGAAAUGGAGGGAAAGAGGGGGAGUGGCUUUGGCGGCAGCAGAAGGGGCGCCGGGAAGACUCCGGAUUCUGGCCGCGGUAGCGACGAGGACCAAGAUGACGGAGAGCCCGACGGAUACCGCUACAAGGCAGAUGGCCUGAUGAAGCAGUCUUUCAGCAUCACCACGUCCAACAACCAACAUCUGCAUCUGAUCUCGUAUUUCUCCAGAGGUCAACAAGAUCUGCUACAGCCUAGUAACGAUCCCAACCUACGAAACAUUGUGCCAGCGAAGGGCAUGUAUCCCGAGUCGAGCAUGAAUGACGCCCCGGUGCCGACGAUGACGAGAACGUCUAUGCAACAGCCGCCUUACGGCCAGCAUCAGCAUCAGCACCAUCACCAGCACCAGCACCAGCACCAACUCCAGCACCAACAUCCAGGGCAUCCUCACCAAGGCUAUCACUCACAGUAUUCUCAGCCAGCAUAUAACAAUCCAUGGCCUCCUUCGCCCGUCGCGACGCCACCUUACAGUCACGGCCACUACACGACUACCUUGCCGCCCUACCCGCAGGGGCAAAGCCUUCCGCCACCACCACACGCUUACGCCCAUCAGCAGCAGCAGCAGCAGCAGCAGCAACCGCAACAGCAACAGCAGCAGCAGCAGCACGCCGCACUUCAGUCGCCGCAUAUGUCGCAAGCCGCCCGGAUGUCGCCUCUCGGUUCUCCCCGGUCACAGCAAUUGCAAGCACAGGCUAGGGAAGCAGUGUUGAUUGACCCGAGGUUGGCUGCAAAUAGUUCACGCAACUCCCAAGGUCCGCUUCCGACCCCGAGACAGCAACCUUCCCAGAAUGGACCACUGGAUACGACUCCUCCUCCACGGACACAGUCGGUGUCUCCGUCCUCGAGAAGCUCGUAUGUGGAGCCGGCGGGCACGAACGGUUCGGCACCUGUCACUAAUAAAGCGAGCCUUUCUGCGUUGCUUCUUCACCCGACCCCCACCAACUCUGAGCCAAACAGCGCGAAUCCGGGCACCAACAGUGCCAACAGCUCUCCCAGGGCCCCUUCGGGAGCCCCGGCUAAUGGCUCAUCGGCUACGGCCGCUGGCCAGCAAAAGCGAAUGGGGAUGGGGAUGGAAGAUGCGAGGGCGAUUGGAGUCCUUGACAAGAAAUUCUGCAUCUAA
Molecule: messenger RNA, 1389 nt
Organism: Lasiosphaeria miniovina
Lineage: Eukaryota; Fungi; Ascomycota; Sordariomycetes; Sordariales; Lasiosphaeriaceae
Product: Gti1/Pac2 family-domain-containing protein
Exons: 2
Coding region: 1-1389 (462 amino acids)
Molecular function (GO): DNA binding
Source: RefSeq, a predicted model, not a curated record